Messenger RNA from Spea bombifrons (plains spadefoot toad), 1649 nucleotides. RefSeq names its product beta-1,3-glucuronyltransferase 1 (gene B3GAT1). The coding region runs from base 81 to 1085 and encodes 334 amino acids. NCBI's taxonomy places the organism in Eukaryota, Metazoa, Chordata, Amphibia, Anura, Pelobatidae. Gene Ontology annotation, biological process: carbohydrate metabolic process; chondroitin sulfate proteoglycan biosynthetic process. Gene Ontology annotation, molecular function: galactosylgalactosylxylosylprotein 3-beta-glucuronosyltransferase activity. Gene Ontology annotation, cellular component: Golgi membrane. The record is from RefSeq and is a predicted model, not a curated record. The transcript is spliced from 6 exons.
CCUGGGACCCCCAGCCUGCUGCAAUGGGUGGGUUGUGAAUCACUGGUAAUGAGGAGCACUGGGGUCAGCCUGCCCUGGAGAUGUUGAAGAGAAGGGACAUUCUGGCUAUAGUGCUCAUCGUACUCCCCUGGACUUUACUCAUCACAGUCUGGCACCACUCUACCCUGUCCCCGCUGCUCACUGCACACAAGGACGACAGUAGCGACGGGCGAAGGGAUGCAAGCCCGGGUUCAGACUCCAGAGAGUUUUGCUCCUCCGAGCGGGAUAUUGUAGAGGUUGUGAGGACAGAAUAUGUAUACACGCGUCCUCCACCUUGGAUGGGGAACCUUCCAACCAUUCAUGUUAUCACACCAACUUAUAGCAGGCCGGUGCAGAAAGCCGAGCUGACUCGCCUGUCCAACACAUUGCUGCAUGUCCCUAAUUUGCACUGGAUUCUGGUGGAGGACUCGCAACGUCGUACUUCUCUGGUGACUAAAAUGCUUCAGGAGUCUGGCCUCAAUUAUACCCAUCUGAACGUGGAGACCCCACGUAAUUACAAACUGAGGGGGGACACAAGGGACCCACGAAUUCCUCGAGGGACCAUGCAGAGGAACCUGGCUUUGCGCUGGCUCAGAGAAACUUUUAAUAAGAACAAUAGUUUACCGGGAGUUGUCUACUUUGCAGACGACGAUAACACCUACAGCCUUGAGCUGUUCGAGGAGAUGCGGAGCACCCGGAAAGUUUCCGUAUGGCCGGUGGCUUUUGUAGGAGGUCUUCGUUACGAAUCACCUAAAGUCAACGCCGCCGGGAAAGUAUUCGGAUGGAAGACGGUGUUUGACCCGCACAGGCCAUUCGCCAUCGAUAUGGCCGGUUUCGCCGUCAACUUGCGUCUGAUCCUCCAGCGACCGCAGGCGUAUUUUAAAUUACGAGGGGUGAAAGGGGGUUACCAGGAGAGCAGCCUGCUGAGGGAGCUGGUGACCCUUAAUGACCUGGAACCCAAAGCGGACAAUUGCACUAAGAUUCUAGUGUGGCACACCCGGACAGAGAAACCGGUACUGGUAAACGAAGGAAAGAAAGGAUUUACAGAUCCCAACGUGGAGAUCUGAGCAAAGACGCGAAAAUGGACUGAUUUUCUCUGAUGGCCUCUCCAUGGACAGGUUGAGAUAGAAAGCAUCUCGGGGGCCCCUUUUGCGGGCGCUGAAACCCAAUACCCAAGGCCCACAGCUUGCAUGGGACUUCAUGUGUACAUUAUUCUACCCACAAAGCACAGCACAUGUUGAACACGGAACGUUGGGAAUGGCCGGGAACGAAGGAUUCCUGUUUCUCUUCCGAAGAGAUCCAAAAGGGACCACAACCCAACCUGCGCUGUGCUCAGAAGCCAUGUUGAAAGGUUGCAGGAGAUGAAAAGUAAGAAACGAGCAGCGGGGCCCGGGGGUCCUGACCCCGCUGCACUCUCUGCGGUAAAGUCCGGGGUGAAACUCCGUCCUCACUCCCACGUCUUCACUUCCGGAGACUUGCAGAGCAGCCCGUGAUUCAUUCUGCAGAUGUCCAGGCGCUCUUCUGCGGGAAGCCACCAGGCCUGCGGUGAUCGAUCAGUUCUGACCAUAAGAGAUGUCAUCGAACCCAACGACCCCAAGAGAUACUCCCAGCAUUAAUUAAAUGGCAGGCAG